AUGUUUAACUACACUAUUUAUGAGCGCCCCAUCACUCUCGCCAUCUUCAAAGAGUGCGUGGGGGUGGGCGGAGAAGAUAUUAUUCCGGUGCUUAUGGAGCUGGAGCGUGCCAAUAUGCAAGGGAAGAGCCUAACCUCUCUUGAUGGACUGGACAUGUGUUCCCAGCUGAAGUGCGCAGAUCUCUCCCACAAUCUGAUCUCGUCCAUUGAUCCUCUUGUUUUGGAGAUCAUACCAACUCUAGAAACUCUGAAUCUUUCCCACAAUAAACUGACCAAUAGUCUCGACCUGUCCUGCCUGCCGGAGCACCACAAGCUCAGACACUUGAAUAUUGCAUUCAACCCUAUCAAGGCCUUGGAUGUGUCACGGCUCCCGCGCUCCUUAGAAAUUCUCUGUGUUUCUGAGGGGCAGCUGGCAACUAUCGACAAGGAUGUCAUCAAGAACCAGUGCCCUAACAUAAAGGAAGUUAUUCUAAUUGAAGGGGAAGGCCACGAAGGUGUCCAGGUGGUGAAUGCCAUAGCAGAAAAGAUCGAAAAGGACGCUGUACUAGGCACGGGCGUGGCCGCCGAUACCGUGCGGUUUGAUUCCGAUCAUAAUAUCAUUGUGCCAUCUACAAAGCAAAAAGCCUCAGCAGCAGCCGUGACAGCUAAAGCUCCCCUCAGCGGGUCACGAGGUCCGCCAUCGAGAUCAUUAGGCGGCGUAUCAGGGGCGGGCACCAGACAGAAAACAGUAACAUCGACAGCAGGGGUGUCAUCUGCCAAACCCAAGCCCGUAUCUGCUGCCGGCCAUGGAGCCGUGCGUGCAGGUUCACAACAGACAGCAGAGACCAUUCCUGCAGCUCUGGACAAUGCCGUGUCGAAGAAGGAAAAGACUGCUCAAGAGGCUCUUGACGGGCUCGAAGCAAAGCUUAACACUGCGCUGGACGUUGUAGAUUCGAUGGACCGGGAGUUUCUGCAGAUAGAGGAGCUAGUAGAGGUUACUCUCGAAAAUUCUCGAAAACGGGAACUGGACCUCUUUGAGGCGCUGAGCAAAGCCAAAUGA
This is a messenger RNA of Giardia duodenalis, 1038 nucleotides long. Its product is annotated as Leucine-rich repeat protein. Gene Ontology annotation, cellular component: cytoplasm. Lineage: Eukaryota; Fornicata; Diplomonadida; Hexamitidae. The record is from RefSeq and is a predicted model, not a curated record. The transcript has a single exon. Bases 1 to 1038 code for a protein of 345 amino acids. Gene Ontology annotation, molecular function: protein binding.